ACUUCCGGUGUAAUCUAUAAAUAACAUGACUAGUGAGGUCAGAACAUCUGUAGAGAUGGGGAACAUGGGACUAACUCACCUACCUAUACAGGUUAUAUAGUGCACCAAGUCACGUGAUAUCGAUCAUGACGGUAAACAACAGCCGAGUGAUGUUUUUACCCGCUGGUGAAGAAACAGCAGCCACACUGGCUAUAUUCUCCUAUAUUUUCAUCCCAAUCUUUCUGUUUGUGGCGGGUCUGUUGCUGAGAGAGGUCUACUUGUACUGUAUGAACAACGAUCAAAUUCAGCAUGAGAAGAUUUUCGUCAGGAACACAGCCACUGCCCCCAUACUGACAACCUUGCCCUCAAACUUCCGGUACGCGAAGUACUCACACACAGAGGUGCGCGUGGAGUCUGACGUCAUGUCCGACAGCGGUUCCAGCCUGGUUAGCCUCCCCCACCUGGUCACGUGUCGGUGGUUCAAGAAGUGGUUCACACAGAGAGAAGAACUCCUGGUACCUGUCAAAGACGACCCUGCAAUUAUUGGCCGAGGUAACAUCCUGGAGCAGGCGGCGGCCGCAGAGCCAGGCGAUAGAGUGGCCCACUUCUUCGACAUUGGCCACAAGUGCAAGUUUGACUUUAUUGUAUAGACACGAUUG
Molecule: messenger RNA, 638 nt
Organism: Physella acuta
Lineage: Eukaryota; Metazoa; Mollusca; Gastropoda; Physidae
Source: RefSeq, a predicted model, not a curated record